AUGAAGCCGACGAGAGACGUCGGACGUCUUGUCUCGCUCGCCCUCGCCCUCGCCGCGGCACAAGCCCUCUCGCCCCAGACAAACACCUUCAACUCGACCUUUGUCCUCUCCGACUCCCAGAUGGCCGACAACAACCUCUCGGCGGCCAUGGCGCACAACAUCAACGUCGCCCUGCAGUUCGAGCGCUCCAACUGGGCCCCGUCCGGUUCCGUCUUCGCCGACGCCUUCUACACCCACCUGCCGGCGAACGCGUCGUCGGCGCCGGUCGGCUCGCCGCUCAAGGUCGAGGCCUUGACCGACACAAACGGCUACACCAUCGCCCCGACCUUGGCCCUCUCCCGCAUCCUCUACCAGUCGGCGACCCUCAACGGCACCCGCGUGCCCGUCUCGGCCUACAUUCUCUGGCCGUACUUGCGUCGAUCUUCCCGCCGCGGCCGAGUCCCGCUCGUGAGCUGGGGCCACGGCACGAGCGGCAUCUUUCCCGAGUGCGCGCCCUCGCACGUCCGCAACCUCUGGUACCAGUUCUCGGCUCCCUACCAGCUCGCCUUGGCCGGCUACGCCGUCGUCGGCUCCGACUAUGCAGGUCUCGGCGUGCCCUUUGACGCCGACGGCGGCAAGAUAACCCACCAGUACAUCGCCUCGCCCGCCUCCGGCAACGAUCUCCUCUACGCCGCCCGCGCAGCCCACGCCGCCUUCCCGGACGAGCUGACGCCGAGCUUCGUCGUCAUGGGCCAUUCCCAAGGCGGUGGUGCUGCUUGGGCCGCCGCUCAGCAGCAGCGCAAGCUCGACGUCCCCGGCUACCUGGGCGCCAUCGCGGCGUCGCCCGUCACCAACGCCAUCGAGCUCGGCGCGGCCCGCGGCAGCAACCUCGGACUCCUGCAGAUUGCGAGCUCCAUCCUCUCCGUAUACCCCAGGCUCGCCCUUUCCGACAUCCUGACGCCGCGGGGUGUUCGUCUGCUGACGCUGCUCGAGCAGGUGCAGGCCUGCAGCGCCGUCUUCCACACCCUGCUCGCGGAGAUCUUGACGGCCGAUCCUCGGGCAGGCCUCGUGCGGGACGACUUUGUCCGAUCCCCAACGGCCGCGAGAUUUCAGAAGCUCGUAGUCGCCGGCGGAAAGGACGUCGCCGAUCCGAUGCUCGACGAGCCGGGCGUUUCCGAACCGACCAUCCGGUACGUCAAGGCCAAAGGUGUCGAUCACAUGCCGAUCCUCUUCGCGACCCAGCAGAUCUGGCUAGACUGGCUCGACGAGAGGUUUGCCUCUGCUGGUGACGGCGACGAGCGCAUCGACAAGGGAAAGGGAAAGGGAAAGGGAGAAGACGCGGAAGCGGAGGGACGUUACGCCGUGCACGAGGUGGGAGACGACACGCCGCAGCCGCUGGACCACUACCAAAGAAACUUGAACUACUUUCUCGAAUACUCCCUCGACGACUACCAGCUGGCAUAA
Molecule: messenger RNA, 1443 nt
Organism: Drechmeria coniospora
Lineage: Eukaryota; Fungi; Ascomycota; Sordariomycetes; Hypocreales; Ophiocordycipitaceae
Exons: 2
Coding region: 1-1443 (480 amino acids)
Biological process (GO): lipid catabolic process
Molecular function (GO): triacylglycerol lipase activity
Source: RefSeq, a predicted model, not a curated record